GUAAUUCAUUAUCAGCCUGAAGCUGUGCAUUUGUCUUAUGGAGAAAAAAUAAAUGACCUGGUGGUAACAUGGAGCACGAAAAAUGACACCAAGGAAUCAAUAGUAGAGUACGGGAUCGAUGGUUUCAUAACGCGCUCUAAAGGUACGCGAACACGGUUUGUUGAUGGAGGAAACAAGAAACGCGAGCAGUUUAUUCACAGGGUUUAUUUAAAGGAUUUAAAACCUAGUGCUAAAUACAUUUAUCACUGUGGAAGCGACCUGGGAUGGUCGAACGCCUUCUACGUGAGGAUUCCUCCAGACAGCGAGACCUGGAAGCCCCAGAUAGUGAUUUUCGGUGACAUGGGUAACGAGAAUGCUCAAAGUUUAGCGCGGUUGCAAGAAGAUACUCAGAAAGGAUUGUAUGACGCUGCGAUUCAUGUCGGAGAUUUCGCGUAUGAUAUGAACACUGACGACGCAAGAGUUGGAGAUGAAUUUAUGAGGCAAAUUGAAAGUGUUGCUGCUUACUUACCUUAUAUGACUGUUCCUGGUAAUCAUGAAGAAAAAUAUAAUUUUAGUAAUUACAGAGCAAGAUUUUCCAUGCCAGGCAAUUCAGAAGGUUUAUGGUACAGUUUUAAUAUGGGCCCGGUACAUUUUAUCGCGAUUGAAACAGAAGCGUAUUAUUUUAUGAACUACGGGAUCAAGCAACUAGUCAAACAAUAUGAAUGGCUUGACCAAGAUCUAAAAGAAGCUAACAAACCCGAAAACAGAGCAAAAAGACCCUGGAUCGUAACAUUCGGUCACCGGCCAAUGUACUGCAGUAAUAAAAACGCGGACGACUGUACGAAUCACGAGUCACUAGUCCGAGUGGGUUUACCGUUUCUAGAUUGGUUUGGUCUAGAAAAAUUGUUCUAUCAACACAAAGUAGAUCUAGAAAUUUGGGCUCAUGAACACAGCUACGAGCGCAUGUGGCCGAUGUACAACUUCAAGGUGUAUAAUGGUAGUUACCAACAACCUUACAAAAAUUACAAAGCACCAGUGCACAUCGUAACAGGAUCAGCUGGUUGUAAAGAAGGCAGGGAAAAAUUCGUACCUAAGCGGCCAUAUUGGUCAGCAUUUCGAAGUUCUGAUUACGGAUACACCCGAAUGAAAGUAUUCAAUAAAACUCACAUGUACAUAGAGCAGAUUUCUGAUGAUAAAAAUGGCGCUUUCAUCGACACUUUGUGGUUAAUUAAAGACAAACCUUUACCGAAUUAUCCAGACUUGACAGAUUAA
Messenger RNA from Cotesia congregata, 1251 nucleotides. The record is from the annotation of a GenBank genome assembly. NCBI's taxonomy places the organism in Eukaryota, Metazoa, Arthropoda, Insecta, Hymenoptera, Braconidae.